Messenger RNA from Aspergillus campestris IBT 28561, 1147 nucleotides. Its product is annotated as CapA family protein. Lineage: Eukaryota; Fungi; Ascomycota; Eurotiomycetes; Eurotiales; Aspergillaceae. The record is from RefSeq and is a predicted model, not a curated record. The transcript has 2 exons. Bases 50 to 1147 code for a protein of 365 amino acids.
ACUCACUCACUAACCAAGCAAAGAAAGAAACAAUAAAGAAACCAAAAAGAUGAAACCCAAAAUCCUAACCCUAACCGGCGACGUCAUGCUCGGCCGCCUCAUCGACCAACUCCUCCCGCACCCCGUCCCCAACGCCCCCGCCUCCGAGCGCAGCCUAAUCCCACACCUGCGCCUCCAACACGCCCACCUAAAGAACUACACCCCGUCCUCCCCCUGGGGCAAUGCACUCCCCCUCCUCCUGCACGAAUCCGACCUAACCCUCAUCAACCUCGAAACAGCAGUAACGAACACGUCCUCGCCCUGGCCGAACAAGGUGUUCAACUACCGCGCGUCGCCGGAGAAUGCGUGUGCCGUGUUGCGCGCGGCGGGCGUUGACUACGCCGGGCUGGCGAAUAACCACGCGGCUGAUUUUGGGGAGGCGGGGUUGGCGGAACCUCGUGGUGGGGAGGAGUUGCAGGGGAGUGGUGGAAAGGAAGGGGGCAAGGAAAGCGUGGAUGAAGGGCUCACUAUCCACGUAUACGCCGCAUCGGACCACCCCACAGCAUGGGCGAAUCUACCCACCUUCCACUUCAUAGACUACAGUGCUGAGACGCGCGCGCGGCUCAAAACACUUCUAACCUCCUCCCCCCCUCGCACUGAACAGCAGCAGCAGCAGCAGCAGCAGCCAGACAUCAAAAUAUUCUCCGUCCACUGGGGCCCAAACUACACCUGGCAACCAGCGUCCGAAAUUCGCCACCUAGCACACUUCCUCAUCGACGAGUGCGGGGUGGACAUUGUACACGGACACUCCGCGCACCACGUGCAGGGCGUGGAGGUGCACAAGGGGAAGCCGAUCAUCUACGGGUGUGGGGACUUUGUGGACGAUUACGCGGUUGAUAGGCGGUUUCGGAAUGAUUUGGGGGGCUUGUGGAGGAUUGUUUUCACGGAGGGAGACGAGGGGGUCGAGGGGAGGAAGGGAAGGCAGAGCAGGUUGGUGAUGGAUAGGGUGGAGGUAUUCCCGACGAAGUGUAAGCUGUUUCAGGUGAAUAUGCUUGAACCUGGGGAUGAAGAUCAUGAGUGGGUUGUUGAGACUAUUGGGAGGUUGAGUGGGGAGUUGGGGACGGGUGUGAGAAGGGGGGAGAGGGGGCAGGCUGUUGUUGAUUUGUAG